AACACAUCAUUAGUGGACAGCUAAACAUAUGCAGACCUUAUAAAAGAUUCAAAAUUGAAAGAGAAAGAACUAGAAAUCAAAAUCUUUUUUUUUUUUUUUUCAGGUUUGAUCAUUGGGGUUUGGCAGAUUAAGAGAUGUCAACAUUAGGAUUUGGAGGGACAACACAGAAGUGUAAGGCAUGUGAGAAAACUGUGUACUGUGUGGAUCAGCUCAGAGUUGACAGUAAGGUCUACCACAAAUCAUGUUUCAGAUGCCAACACUGCAAGGGCACUCUUAAGCUAAGCAACUAUAGCUCCUUUGAAGGAGUCUUGUAUUGCCAACCUCACUUUGAUCAACUCUUCAAAAUGACCGGUAGCCUGGAAAAGAGUUUUGAAGGUGCUCCAAAAAUGGCAAGGGAAAGAUCAACUGAUCAGACAUACACAAGCAGCAAAGUUUCAAGACUGUUUUCUGGGACUCAAGAGAAAUGUGUUGCUUGCAACAAAACUGUUUACCCCCUCGAAAAGGUGGCAGUUGAUUGCACAUCAUACCACAGGGCUUGCUUCAAGUGCAGCCAUGGCGGGUGCGUGAUCAGUCCUUCGAAUUACGUUGCGCAUGAACAGAGACUAUACUGCAAGCACCAUCACGCACAGCUUGUCAAGCAAAAGGGCAACUUCAGCCAACUCGGUUCGAUCGAGAAAGUUAAAGUGGUGGUGACAGAUCAGAACAGCAAUGGCACAGCCAAAUCAGAUGAGAUCUUAUGAUUCUACUUCAAUGGAGGUUCCUUUUUGCUGCUAAAGUUUGGUAUUUGUUGUGUAUUCUCAUCAAACCACAGAGGCAAUAUUUAUGCUCUUUUGCUUAGUCCAAAACAUGGUCAUUUCAUUUUUAUGAUGACAGUCUGCCAUACAACAUAAAGUGGUGUCCUAGGUUGAUGAUGGGGAUUGCCCAGAGACAUUAAUGAUUGCACAUUUUGUAAUGUAAAACCAAAUUUGUUUGAUGAUGUUUGUUGCUA
Molecule: messenger RNA, 988 nt
Organism: Ipomoea nil (Japanese morning glory)
Lineage: Eukaryota; Viridiplantae; Streptophyta; Magnoliopsida; Solanales; Convolvulaceae
Product: LIM domain-containing protein WLIM1-like
Exons: 5
Coding region: 135-740 (201 amino acids)
Biological process (GO): actin filament bundle assembly
Cellular component (GO): actin cytoskeleton; plasma membrane
Molecular function (GO): actin filament binding
Source: RefSeq, a predicted model, not a curated record